Messenger RNA from Owenia fusiformis, 8433 nucleotides. NCBI's taxonomy places the organism in Eukaryota, Metazoa, Annelida, Polychaeta, Sabellida, Oweniidae. The record is from the annotation of a GenBank genome assembly.
AUGGGUUGCUGGGCGGAUACGGCGACAAGGGCCAUGACAUCUCUGGAAGGUGCAGCCGUACUUGAUGGCGCUUAUGGAGAACGACAGGACGCUAUCAAUAAAUGCUUCAUCGCAGCUAGAAACAAGGGCUAUGAGUACUUUGCUCUGCAAGGGGGUUCUUGCUGGGGAUCAGCAUUUGGAGAUGACACUUCUUAUGCUCAGUACGGAGAAAGUGAAUCUUGCGAGAAAAAUGGAAAAGGAGGGACAUUGAAAAAUAAUGUGUAUAGGAUAACAUUAGGAUAUCGAAGUAUAGGCAAGUGUUAUAGGACACCACAUAAUGGACUAAAUUCUCUGGAGGGUACAGAUACCAUCCUUGAUGAUAACCAUACUCUGAGAGAUGAUGCUAUUGGGAAAUGUUAUACCGUGUCACUGAACAAUGGCUACAAAUAUUUCGGACUUGUGGAUGGCGGGUUAUGUUUCGCUGGGUCAACGUUCGAUUAUUCUGCAAUUCCUUUGGAUAUAGCUGAAUGUGGAGCAGAGGGAGACGGUGGACCGACGUCGUACAUGAUCUAUGAAAUUAUGAAUGACAACGUCGCACUCGGAAAGACAACUUCCCAGUCGUCGAUCCUACCAUACCGUGGCGACACAGUUGCAUCAGAGCGAGCUAUUCUCACUACUUCAGAUGGAACGUGUAUCGCUAGCCUAACAAACUACGAGCAAACACCUUAUUGGAGACUUGAUCUUGGACUUAAUUUGAAUAUUUCGAAGCUUGUGAUACACCCUGUAAUAGAUGCCCAAUGGAUACACAACCCAGCAAGAAUAACCAGUUGCAUACCUGGAAAUAAUAUUGCUAGAGAAGAUCUCCCAUUAACACAGGACUUCGAGCAGUGCAAAGUGAUCUGUCUUAACUCUCUAAAUUGCCUAUCAUUUGACUUUCAACAUACAAGUGAAAUCAGGCGCUGCCAAAUUAGUGGCAAACACUCCUUGACGAUGCCCAUAUCAGAGCCAUGCCAUUUGGAUGACUAUAAGUACUAUGAAUACUUUAAACCAGAUCUAAACAAUUUUGGCAUUUACAUUGGACAAGACAGUAUAAACAUCGACGACCCAAAUCAAUACGACGUAUGUUUCGAACAAACCUCUAUUAUGUCAGGCCCACACGAAGUCAGAUGCUAUACUGACUUGAGGGGGAGGUAUGUUAUGAUUCAGAAAAACGACCAAUCUGAAUCAUCACAACUGGGAAUUUGUCAAGUGGAAGUUUAUGUAGAACGUAUAUAUUGUUCAGAAGUGUCUGUUAAUCCUCAUACGAGACUUGUGAGAUUUGAUGGGCGGCAAGAAGGAGAUGUAGCGAUAUUUGAGUGUCUCCCCGGGAAUAACAUGUUAAGUGGUGAAUACCGUGUCACAUGCCUUGCGAAUGGAGAAUGGAGUGAUUCAUCACUUGUUUGUUCAGGUUGUUGUGAUUUGACAAAGAAUAAUGCAACGCUGCUUUUACAUAACUACAAUGCCCUACCUCUCGGCCAGUUACCUGGAAUGAUUGAUGCGUUGACUAUGGAUAGGAACACACAGUUUGGAGAGUUUGAGUACGCAGAGUUCCAUCACACAAGCAUCGUUGUUGAUCAAGCCACAUUCAGAGGCAUUAAGCUCUCUCCGGGAGAUUCCAUCUUCACUAACAGUAGUAUUGUCCAUUCUAAUGAUGUGCACUACGAGAAUAUUUCAUUGGAGAUUUGGAUGGAUCUAGAUUUAAUGUUAGGGUACACAGUCAUUACCUCGAAUACAUUUGGCUUGACAUUUCGGAAUGGAACUGUUGCUGCCACAUUUGUGGGAAUUGAGGAUACCAUUACAAUUAGUUACACUAUUAAUGAUGUAAUACUUCAGCACUCAAAUAUCGUUUAUGUCGUGUUAACAAAAACUAUGACAGCAUUUGAUCUCUAUAUGAAUGCUAUAUUGGUUGCACAUCUGACAACGUGUAUUGUCGAAACUAAUAUUGAAGGAAAUCAUCACUUUUACAUGGACUCUGAUGUGGCAGGGGUCAUAUAUUCAUUUCACUUUAGUACAGCAUGGCCCGAUGUAUAUAAAACAUUCAAAGCAGCUCAGUAUGAUAGAAGAGCAGUUGGCUGUGAAACGGAAGAUAUGCGCUUUGUUACCGCGUGCCCAAGUGGCAGUGUAUGGGUUCCCUGGAUGAAAGUAGGGCAACCAAUUGCAAGCCAAGAGAAUGGAAUGUUAUACCCGUGUGACUUCGCAUUUCAAACUGGCUGUUCGUUGACCACAUAUUCCGAGGCAGUAGUGCAGGAACUGUUCGAAGAGAACGCGUGUACAGAUAAGAGUUAUUGCAAUAUUAGUUACAGCGAGUAUAGCAACAUGAGAGAAGAUAGUUGUCCACAGGAGGAAAAGGUUACGGUAAUUGCAAGGUUCGACUGUAAAACACCGGAAUCAGCCGAGUUGGAGGUCGUGGAGGAAAAUGAGAUCACAGAUGCUGACCCAUUUGCUACAUGUAUAACAUUGGGCCCAUCGCUAACAAAACAAAGCCUACAGCUUAAGAUUGGACAAGCAGCAGACAUCGGGGACAUCAUUGUCAACAUUGGUGUCAAAUAUGGUGAACCGAGCCAUUUAGUUCAUGACGUUCAAGACCAUCAGUUAACUGCAUCGUCUUCGUAUAGUGCUGCACACGAUCCAAACUUUUCAAGAUUAAAUACAAUAAGUACGAGUGGACAAUGUGGAUGUUGGGCUGCCGCUGUCAACGAUCAAAACCAAUGGAUUCAAGUUGAUUUCGAGACUGUUGUUCAUGUCAGUGGCGUCAUAACGCAGGGACGUUCAGAUUAUUCACAAUGGGUCACUAGCUAUACUGUUUCGCACAGCUUAGAUGCUAUCAACUUCAUUAACCAUACAUUAGUGAAUGGUACAAUAAGGGUAUUUACUGGGAAUAUUGAUCAGAAUAGUACAGUAGCCCAUCAGUUCGGACCAGAAUUCAAUGCUAGAAUUGUCAGAAUCCAUCCCAGGGAAUAUUACGUGCAUAUGUCGAUGAGAUUUGACAUUUUGGGCGACAAACUACCAGAAAUGGAACUCAUUGAUGCUAUGAAUGUUCCAGAUGACCAUUUUAGCGUAUCAUCUACUCAUAGUCACAGUACACCUCUAGGAGCCAGAGCCAGACUUAACUAUGAUGACCCUGGCGGAUGUAGGUCAUGGUGCGCAGGAUCAAAUGAUGCAAACCAAUACAUUGAGGUGGAUCUUGGGAGAGCUGUAUUCGUUAGUGGCAUUGUGACUCAAGGACGACAUGAUUAUGACCAAUGGGUCAAAUCGUACAAGCUGAAAUAUAAAGCCGCUGAAGUGGAGCCCUUUGUAGGAUAUACAGAAGAUGGUAUAGACAAGAUAUUCAACGCAAACACUGAUAGAGACACCAUCGUGCAAAGUACUCUGAAAAUAGGCGGUGUUUUUGCCAGAUACAUCCGCAUACAUCCAGUUACAUGGGCCAAUCACAUCAGUAUGAGGAUGGGCAUUCUUGGAUAUCCGUAUGCAUAUGAUACAAUAGUCAGUCUCAAACACAACAUUUACACAAGUGAGUCGACAUCUGCAGCAGAGAAAAUACCAUGCACUGGUAUCAUCGACACACCAAUAGAGGGCAAUAUGUUCUAUAUAUUCAAAUGUGGGUCAAGGUCAACGCAGCACAAGAUUGUGGAAAUUGAACUCAUGCCGGGCUUCUUAGGAGAAACUGUUGAUGUUUGCGAUAUUGCUAUAUAUAGAAAGGAAUUGGGUUGUCCCCCGGAGACUGAAUCUAUCGAAAAUGGGCGUGCAUCUACGACAUUUGCGAACAGGCAACCAAUGGGUACAAUCAUUGAAUAUGAAUGUGAUACUGGUUAUGAGACCAACAGUUCAGUCAUCAUCUGUCAGAAAAAUGGAACAUGGAGUGAAGCUAACUGCACAAAUGUAUCUUGUGAUAUGGCCCCGCAAGAAUUACAAGGAGGGACCCUUGAGGAGAAAUGCAUUGGAACCAAUGGAUAUUACAAGGACAACUGCACGUAUUCUUGCAACAUAGGAUACACCAUGAAUGGCUCAAAUGUGAUACAAUGUAUGGAAGAUAGGAACUGGACUGCCAUCCCUGAAUGUAUUAUAAAAGAUUGUGGUGAGCCUGGCUCAGUUGAAAAAGGAACCUUAAGAUAUAAUUCAACUGUUUUCAAUUCAACUGCCACUGUUAAUUGUGACAUCGGACACGAGUUAUCAUCCGAGAGUAAUAUGGAUGGUAUUAUCAGAUGUAAUGCAUCUGGAUUAUGGGAUGGGUAUCCCAUUGGAUGCAGCAUAAAGGAUUGUGGCAAACCUGAAUCAGCUCAAAAUGGAGAUUUUUCAUAUAAUUCAACUGUCUUCAAUUCCACUGCCACAGUUGACUGUGACAUCGGACACGAGUUGUCAUCCGAGAGUAAUAUGGAUGGUAUUAUCAGAUGUAAUGAAUCCGGAUUAUGGGAUGGGUAUCCCAUUGGAUGCAGCAUGAAGGAUUGUGGCAAACCUGAACCAGUUGAAAGUGGAGAUCUUUCAUAUAAUUCAACUGUCUUCAAUUCCACUGCCACAGUUAAUUGUGACAUUGGAUAUGAAUUAUCAUUGGAGAGUAAUGUGGAUGGAAUUAUCAGAUGUAAUGAAUCCGGAUCAUGGGAUGGAUACCCUAUUGGAUGCUCCUUAAAGGAUUGUGACACACCUGAAUCAGCUCAAAAUGGAGAUUUUUCAUAUAAUUCAACUGUUUUCAAUUCCACUGCUAUUAUAUCCUGUGACAUCGGACACGAGUUGUCAUCAGAGAGUAAUAUGGAUGGUAUUAUCAGAUGUAAUGAAUCCGGAUUAUGGGAUGGGUAUCCCAUUGGAUGCAGCAUAAAGGAUUGUGGCAAACCUGAACCAGUUGAGAGUGGAGAUUUUUCAUAUAAUUCAACUGUCUUCAAUUCCACUGCCAAAGUUAAUUGUGACAUCGGAUAUGAGUUAUCGUCAGAGAGUAAUGAGGAAGGAAUGAUCAGAUGUAAUGAAUCCGGGUUGUGGGAUGGGUAUCCUAUUGGAUGUACCAAAAAGGAUUGUGGCAAACCUGGAUUAGUUGAAAGGGGAAAUUUUACGUAUAAUUCAACUGUUUUUAAUUCCACUGCUAUUAUAUCCUGUGACAUUGGAUAUGAGUUAUCGUUGGAGAGUAAUGCGGAAGGGAUUAUAAGAUGUAAUGAAUCUGGGUUGUGGGAUGGGUUUCCUAUUGAGUGCAUUAUUAAAGAUUGCGGCGAAGCACCAUUGAUUACAAAUGGCGCUGGUGAUGGUUUAGGCACCACAUAUGAAGAAACGUGGCAUUACGUAUGCGAUCCUGGAUUUGAUCUUAUUGGAGAAAAGAACAUCACGUGUCUUGAAACUGCAACAUGGACAGAUGCACCUAAUUGUACAAUAAAGAAUUGUAGCUUCAUUCCUAUUUGGCAAAAUGGACAUGUAGUUGCAUCUGAUGGUCUGACAUACGGUAGCACAAUUGAUUUUCUAUGCGACCAUGGGUACACACAUGAAGGUGAAACUCGCAUAGAAUGUUUGGAGACUGGUCUUUGGUCAGAAUUAGGUGAAUGCAAACGUGUGUAUUGUGCACCACAUCCAACAAUCAACCAUGCUUUUAUCUUGCACAUUACUGAUGAUAAUGGCUCUGAAAAACUAGAUGAAUAUAUCGGUUCAGGGAUUUUUAAUGCAACCGUUGACACAAUGAUAGAAUACAGAUGUGAUCUUGGAUACAACAUGUCUGGUAAUUCAACAAUAACAUGCCUUCAAUCAGGAAACUGGACAUCUCCAGCAGAGUGUAAUAUUGUCCAAUGUGGACCACCUGAUGACAUCAUCAAUAGCACAGUCCAAUAUAACCAAACCUUUUACAACAGCACUACGGUAUAUGAUUGUGCUGUCGGAAAUAUCCUGAUAGGUGAUAAUACUUCGAGGUGCCUUGAAGAUUCUACCUGGACAAGCCCACCAUUCUGUUUGUUCAUAGACUGCCAUGACCCACCAUAUGUAUCUCACAGUACAACUGGGUACACUGACAACAGAACAACAGUUUAUGCCAAAGUAGACUAUGAAUGUGAUAUAGGAUACGACAUGGUAGGAAACAGUACAGCUUCCUGUAGUGUUACUGGAAAUUGGAGUGACAUACCUGUUUGUGUCAUUGCAGACUGUGGGGAACCUCCAAAUGUCCCUUUCUCAACAUGGGACCAAAACACCACAACCACCUACGAUAGUGUGCUGACAUACACAUGCUUCGAAGGGUAUAAAAUGAUUCAAAUGGAACCAAAUACUUCGAGUUAUGCCUCAUGUUCUGCAAAUGGCUGUUAUGAUGAUACUAUCGCAUGUUCUAAAAACAUGAGUUGUGAUAAUGGGCUAUCGGCUAAUAGUUCAUUCCAAUGUCCAACAAACAGAAGCUGUUAUGAGUUUUUUGAUAGAGCUAGUACAGUUCGCUGCCUACCGAUUGGGAAUUGGAACACUACACCAGUAUGUGAACCCAAGGACUGUGGCUUGCUGAAUAUAAGCAAUGGCAGCAUGGUAUACUUUGAUAACUCCACAACAUAUGGCUCGAAUGUUAGCAUGUCGUGUGACGAAGCAUACUAUCUCAAUGGAGACUCGACAUUACAAUGCAAUGCUGAUGGACAAUGGUCAAAUAUAAGUGAAUGUGUGGCAAUAGAUUGUUUCAACAUCCCAUCUGUCGACAACAGUGUAUUUCUAAAUCCAUCAAACAACACCUUGUAUGGGAGUGUGGUGAAUUAUACAUGUGAUAUUGGGUAUUUCAUGACUGGCAAUGACUCCAUAACCUGUAUGAACAAUGGGUCCUGGUCAUCCCCUCCAGAAUGUACAAUUCAUGAUUGCGGAGAAAUGCCUAAUAUAAGUAAUGGUAUAGGAAGAUUAACACAUAAAACCCUCUUGAAUAUGACCACAGUCAACAAUACACAUCUUGACACAUUAAAUAAAACAAUUACACAGAUGCCUCAUAUACAUGAUAUAACUAAAGCCGCACUUAUUGAUGCGCUUAAUGGUUCGAUGGAUCCCCGAAUUGCUAUGGAAAAUACUACACACGGGCCUAAUAUGACUAUCACUGAAUUCCAGAAUGAUGACGAUGUAAAUGCAAACAAGACAACGUCUAAUGAUACAAACGUUGAUGGUUCCAUGAUGAAUAACGAUACCGAUAUACGCAAUGUUUCGAAUGUACAUUUGAUAACAUCAAAUGAUGUAAGGCAUAACCCGGGAGAGACGUUAUAUAGUACAACGUAUCUUUCUAUGGGAGAGUACACCUGCGAUGAUGGCUUCAAUAUGUACGGGGAUCCAAAGACCAUCUGUUUGGCUGACGGAACCUGGUCACAAGCUCCAGUUUGCAGUCUUUAUGACUGUGGUGACCUGCCAGUAGUUCACAACGCUAAUGUAGCUGUUAAUCUCGACAGCACGAACGAUAAGAUUAUAGCCACCUUUACAUGUGUAACUGGUUACUUUCUCGUUGGGAAUGAGUCGAUCGAAUGUGAAGCUGGUUCCUCGUGGACUACUGACACCCCUAAAUGUGAGAUUGUGAAUUGCGGAAUGCCACGAAAAGUUGCCAGAGCAGUACGGGAGGUUACAGAUAUUACAUAUGGAAGCAUGGUGAAGUAUACUUGCGAGAAAGGAAAUAUUUUACAUGGUAGUUCAACAGCUGAAUGCAAGGAAGAUGGUUCUUGGAGUCCUUAUCCAGAAUGUUCCUUAGUGGAUUGCGGGCCUUUACCUAGAGUUCAAAAUGCAAUAGGUCAUUUAAGAGGUACCACGACAACCUAUGGGAGAAGCGCAUACUACACAUGUGCAUGGGGUCAUAGGGCUUAUGGUGAUACAAAUAUACAUUGUCAAGCAGAUGGCCUAUGGUCCUUUCCUUGUGUUUGUAGUCCUCUAGAUUGUGGAGACAUCCCUUUAGUGUUGAAUUCCAGUGCAGCAGUAAGGCUAUCACAGAGCAUUGCUCUGCAAAUUAACUACCAGUGCGAUCCGGGAUAUAAACUAAUUGGUCACCCACAGGUUACAUGUAUGCAAAUUGAAGAGUGGUCGGCAAUUCCAAGUUGUAAUUUAAUUACUACCACACCAUUGCCUACCUCUCCAGCCACUACCACAACUUCAACAACGCAAUCGACCACUGCAUUACAAUCAACCUUGUUUGAUACUUCGACCAAACAAUCCACGACUGCUGUCCGUACAACACCACUGGCUACAACAGAAUUGUAUACAACGCCUUAUAUUGUUGCCACUGAGCCUCCUAAGGCGGUUUACAAGAGGGUGAAAAAGAUGGAGAUCCCUCCAGAGGAAGCGAAGCAUGCUCAGGUCGUAAGUAUGCCUGUAGCUGUAUUUCCUGCUAUAUUCCUCGGAGUUUUAUUACUCACAGAUCUACCAAAGAUUAUUGUAGAUUGCAGACAAGGAUUUAGAAACAUGAUGCACGGACUUCGGCAGUAUAUUAAAUCAAGAAACAGAAUUGCAACUGUGUGA